AUGACAAAGGCGAUUUUUAGAAAGGUCUGCCGAUCUGAAGUGGAAGAAAACGAGUGCUUGAAGAAGCGAAGUGCCAAGCCUCAUACGAGUUCGGCUUGGCUUCGAACUUCAACCUGGCAACUGGAUGAGGUCGACAAGAAAGGACUUCUGAGGCGAUUGGCAGGUCCGAGGCAAAGGAAACAAGGCGAUGCAACGGCCGUAGGUUGCAUGGCAAACUGGAUAGGCAGUUGGGAGAAAAAAAAAGAAGAAGGAAGAAGUCGGCGGCGUCUUCUUCUCUCCGCUCUCUUCGUCGGUCUUGAGAAGAAAGGAAAAGCGCGCAGGUGGUGGCCGUCUGUGAUGAUAGGCGGCCCAAUCGAAAUUGGCCCGAACCGACGGCUAAAACAACUUUUUGCCCGACGGCAGUCUUGAGAGGAGAAACAGAUUAGCCGUCGACGGUGAUCUUGGUCAAAGAUAUUGGCAAAGGUUCGACGACGUAAUUAGAUGUCGGAAGGGCUUUGGAAUCAAGCCGACGCUGUUGCUGACCUGCAGGUAAUUUUUAUCUAAAGCUUCAGAACUUUCCGAAAAUCUUACAGAACGCUUUUCGAUAGUAUUAGAUGAUAUUUUCAAAGUUCUUAACCGUCACAGCUUUCUCAUUUUCGUGAAAAGGUUUUUGGAUAUCUUUCUCAAAAACUAGGAGUUCUUGCUCAUGGAGACUUCCAGCAGGUUGAUUUACAUUGUAGAAAGAUUUGUUGGACACUCGAAUUCAUGUAUAAUAACACUCUUUCUUAAUGUUAUUCUGGUUAUAAGGAUUCAAGCGGGCUUAAUGCCACUUCACUUCAUCUUAUGACCUUUUUUGUAGAGGGAAAAGCCAGCCUUUUUUAUAAGUCCAAGGUAAGCUCAAUAUUGAAGCUUGAGAGCAAACAAUCAAGUUUCAUUUCUUAUUUAAUUAGAAGAGUUGUGCAAAGGUUAAUGGCUUCCCAUAGGAAAAGGCGGCGUAGAAUGAUUUUUUUUUCCUUUUUUUAAAUGGUUGGAUUACUCAAAAAAAAAAAUUUAAGUUAAUGGUUAAAAAGAUCUUAAUUAGAAGUUAGAACGCUUUCUGAAGGCUGAAAAUAAGAGCUGAAGAUACACUGUAGCUUUUAUCCACGGCAACUUAUAUGUUUAGGUUAAUAAUAUUUUAUUCACUACCAUUAACAGAAUCUAACAGAAAAUAUUUCUAAAAAAAAAGUGAUGUCUGAACAAUUUUUUUACGGUUGAACUUUUCAGAAAAAAAAAAGCUUCAAAUACAUUUGACUCAAGUUUUCGGACUUCUCGUAGACUUCAAACGAAUUAUUCAGUAAAACGAAAAAAUAAGCCGAAAUCUGAACAUGUUUUGUAGAAACGGGAGAACUUUCAACAAGAACGAGUCGAGAAGAAACUUGGUGGGAGCAAGUCAGUCGGAAUAAAAAAAACGCGGCGAAAACCAGAAGCGUCGAGAUUUGGACCCUUUUUAGGAGCCCUUUGGCACCAUUUGAGACACGAUGCUAAUCUCGACGCGAACCGGCCGACGAUGGGCGGAACCUCGACUGCAGCCAAAGCUCCCGAGGCGAUGGAGGCGGAUUUCGUGGGCGGCUGGGUCACACGCCCACUUGCUCCGGCCCAGCUUCGGUUAAGUCCUGAGUUAAGUCCUAGGUUCCCGCUCUUACUUCUUUGUACUCCCGUUUAG
Caenorhabditis auriculariae is the source of this 1681-nucleotide messenger RNA. The record is from the annotation of a GenBank genome assembly. Lineage: Eukaryota; Metazoa; Nematoda; Chromadorea; Rhabditida; Rhabditidae.